Molecule: messenger RNA, 3261 nt
Organism: Nannizzia gypsea CBS 118893
Lineage: Eukaryota; Fungi; Ascomycota; Eurotiomycetes; Onygenales; Arthrodermataceae
Exons: 1
Coding region: 1-3261 (1086 amino acids)
Source: RefSeq, a predicted model, not a curated record
AUGGCCCGUUCUUCUCAAGAGUUAGAUCAAGGCCGAAGUGAAUACUCGGACAGACAUGCUCCAGGGGGUUAUGGAGUAGCCACCCCCAGUUCCAAAAGGGGCGAAAGCCUGGACCAAACUCCCUCACCAGGAUCGGACUAUCUUCUCCAGAGGAAACAUAGAAAGCAAUCGAGCAGUACAUUUCGACUGGAAUCCCCCACGGGGCCAUCAAAUUCGAACUCUGCCUGGAGGAGUGUGGGUCGACGGGGCAAAGACGCCAUCCGUCAUCAAAGUGAUGAUAGUGAGCUGGUCAUCCCCAAACGCAACUCUCAGCAACGUCGUCAGCUUCAUACACCCAAGCCAUCAAUUGGCAGUUCACCGCUCUCAAAUGUUGUAUCACAUGAAGAGGAUGACCCAAGAGAUGUACCGUAUACCCCGGAAAGUUCAUCACGCGUACAUAUUCGUCAGUCUCCAUCAGUUGGGCUGGAUACAGAUCCUGCUCAAAUUGUCAACCUUGCUUUAAGUCUGAGUGACUCGCGCAACAGGAGUUUUUCAGCCCGUACGGCUUCAAGCGGGACCCAGCGCACCAGGUUAUCAUCCUCUAUAGUCAGUUCCAGACCUCACGGUAUACAGUCCCCCAUACAGUCUCCUCGGCACUCUGAAAUUGAAACUCCAACGCGAAGACCAUCAGAAUCUCAGGGUACAGUUGAUCUUAGAUAUGGAGCCACUCAUUAUGGUGAGGUUCAACUCUCGCAAGCAACUCUUGCCAGGACUGAGAAGGCUAAACAACACUUUGAGUUGUUUGAGAAUUAUCUGCGCCUACUUCCACAUCUUCCACGUCUACCUUCCACUGGAGACGCGUCCGGCAGACAUCAAACAAAUCGUGAAUACCAAAAUGAUAUCUCAGAAGGCAGACAGUACAAUCCUUUGCAGUAUUUACGCAAUCGAAAAGUGAGAUAUAGGGAAAGACAAGUUAUUGAUUCUGAAGCGGCAGGAUGGGGAGAUACUGAGAAGGUCUCAGAGUGGGUCGAUUUUAUUGUUCAAUCCCCAGAUCUACAUCUGCGGAGGCCUGAUGAAUAUAUCGAUCUGCCAGAAUUUAACCCCUGUGCGGCCAGUAUCGAUUUAGAAGACAAGUCGGAUCAGGAUUUGACACAUACCAAAUCUGGAGAGGUUGUGCGACGUCGCCCGAGAAUGGAUUGGGCGACAACUCCAUUAGAUCUCCUUGCCGAUAUCGUUUGGUACGAACAGGAUGGCAACAAGGCCAAGGUCGAAGAUCGAAAUGGGAAAAAAUUGUUCCCUCAUGGCAUCAAACCCAUACCGCUUCCUGAUUCCCGUGCAAGUCAAGUGGAAUCUCUUGGCUCCAUGGAGGAAUCUAGCAUACAUGCUGAUACCGACCCUGAAAUAGGGCAUAUCCAACCCUUCAGUACAGCUACACCACCUGGCACCCAGAGCCAGCAAAACACUGAAAGAGGGCGCUUAAGACAUCGACUGGCCCAGCCGAUUAACUUGACUCCAAGUCAUAGCAGAUUGAGAAGACAAAGCAAAUCUCCAGUUAAGAAACGACCUCGGAGCUCCUCUGAAUCUUCGCGCCGUUCAUACGGUAGCUACAAGGGCGGAAGUUGGGGAAAGAAUCGUUCCAUAUUAGAAGCGAAAGCUGAAGAAUCCGGCGAUAACGACAAGCCCGCUGGAAGAAACACUACUAUACUAAAUAGCGACAGGCCUGUCACCCCAAAUCAAGGUUCUUCCGAUACUGAAAAUAUGCAUAAGUCUAAGUUGAGGCAUCCAAAUACCCCGAAAAACACACUUCUCCCUAACUUGGAUCUUGAAUCCAAUCCCCAUCUAUCGCCACGUCGCGAAUAUGCUGCUUCGAGCUCUUCCUUGGCAAGUGAUGGGGGGAUAAAUGACUCUCAGGACAUGCCGAAUCAUGACGACAUCAGUCCUUUCAGCACUCCCGGGCCCAGGGGGUUCUUCCCAAGCAUGUCAAUAAACCUUUCACCUCUACGAGGCCGUUCUACAUCCCCUGGCCGACGGCAUCCAUUCUAUCUAGGCCAUUCGAGGAAGCCCAGUCGGCAAAAACAAGGGCAGAAUACGGAUUCCACAGAAUCGCCGGGUGAUUCUGGCACUCUAUCUCAUCGCCACACAACUUCCAAUCUCUCUCCGCCAGGCUCUCCUUCGGGGCCCGAGGGGCAAAGGACCCCAGUUUUCCGAAGAUCAGACAGUUCACCUGCAAAGAAUACGCGCAAUAAUGGCCAACAGGACUGGAAGAGGCUCCUUAAAGGAAGCCGGAUCGCUGAGAUAGUCGGGACUGAGGUAUUGAGAGUGGGAGACUUAAUACGGAAGAAAGAUCAUUUAGGCCACUCGAGGCGAUCGUCUGCGUCUAGUUUAUCGGAAUAUGUGGAUGCAGAUACCAAGUUACCUACGGAGGAAGAUUCAUUCAGCGAUCAACAAAGGGCGAACUCCGAUAAUUCUGCAGUUCAACGAGGAAAUCUUCCAGAUUUUAUGCCCACUCCACCAACCGAAAUCUCAAAUGAGAGGGAUGGUCCCUCUAAGGAUGAGAUAAUAACAGAAGCUCGAAGCCCCGAUUCAAAUAGAGGUACGACCGGUCGGAAUAUAUCCACAUCAAAAAGACCGGACGACAUCAUGAGGUACUGGACUGCUCGAUAUAUCCGCUGCUCUGGCCGUAUUGAUAAACGAGACAUUUCCUUCGCUCGUGCUCGUCUCUUAUCGUCAGGUAUUAAAGCCUUGGAAAUAUGUCGUUAUGCUGAGAACCUUCCUACAUCUUGCAUUCACUCCUGGUUGGAUGCCCCGGUUAACUACACCAAUGUCGGCCCGUAUAUUUCAAGCUCAGGAGUGCCUGCCCUUGCCGCCAGACAAACAAUCGCCGAAUUUGACAAACAUGCCGCUGCCUAUAAUAAGGCAAUCAAAGAUUUCAUUGAAGUUAAGGCCCCGCCUAUGAAGUCCAGUAUCCGAUAUCUUGAGAGGCAGAUUAGCGGUACGCUCACAGUUCGCAUUCAAUCAUUAAAUACCCAGGCCGAGGUCCUAGCAAGUGAACUAGGGACAAAAUGUACCCUUCCCGUCAAAAAACUGGAGAAUAUAUUAAACAAGGGCCUGAGAAAGCGGAAUCGCCGAAUACGAUCUAUCAUCACGCUAUUAUCUGCAAUCUUUGAAUGGAUGCUUAUGGGACUUUUCUGGAUUGUUUGGAUCAGUGUCAUGGUCUGGAAAAUUAUCCGGCUACUUGCAUUCGGAGCAUUCAAGGGGAUUCGCUGGGUUCUCUGGCUAUGA